Molecule: messenger RNA, 3910 nt
Organism: Paramisgurnus dabryanus
Lineage: Eukaryota; Metazoa; Chordata; Actinopteri; Cypriniformes; Cobitidae
Product: leucine-rich repeat-containing protein 14
Cellular component (GO): cytoplasm
Source: RefSeq, a predicted model, not a curated record
CAAAACGCGCCUAUCUUGAGUGUAAAUAGCAAGCGGGCAGAGGGAGAAAUAUGGAAAACACUUCAGAUAUUUAUGAACACUUCAGCUUUAAUAAAUCAUAGCGUUGAGCAAUAAUAACAUAAAUCUAUUAUAAUGUUGAUCGCUUACGUUCCGAUCAUUGUUCUUUAGAUAUCAGGUAGGAAUUUAUCAUCUAGAACCAGCAAAAGGUUGAAAACAUCAAAGCCUAUAUUUAGGUUUGAUAAAUAUGUAGGACUAUCCUGGCAUUUCGACUGACUGUUAAAGUAACGUUAGUCUAAUUAAAUGUAGCCGGUGUGAAGGAUAAUAGCAUUAUGAUGUAGGUCAUUUCUUAGCGGCUGUAGAAACGUCGACGUUUGGAGAUUCUGGAGAAAUAAAGCAAGAUGGUUUUGUCUUUGGUGGAGCUCUGCGCUCGGGAGGUGGUCAGUGACCACAGCUCUUCGCCGUGUUGGUUAAGCUGUGUACCGAGGGAACUCUACCGACCGCUUCUGGAUGCCGCUUUCACCCACUGCCGUCCUCUAGCCGUCGGCGAGCUCGUCCAGCGGUGGCCUGAACGGGUACUGGUCGUAGGAGGGGGUAGAAAACGGGGCCAGUGCUCUCCGAACCGUCUGUGCGUUCAAGCGCUGCUGUUGGCAGUGGUCAGGGGAUUGACGAAUAAGAGCUGUUGCCUGCAGGUGCUGGAUCUUAGUGGACUUCAGUGUGAGGAUGGGAGGGCUGAAGACUCAAUGGGUGGAUGGUCUCUCACUGUUGCCCUUUGCUCAAUGGUGCUACAAGCUCGAGCUGCUGCUUCCAGGGCUCACAAGAGAGAAGGAGAAAGAGAACGAAAAAGAGGGCUAGUAGGUGAACGUGAGAGGGGUGGCACUGUCAAGCGAGACCGUGAAGGAGGUGAGAGAGGACACAGAGAAGAAAAGUUAGGGAAGAUGGAAUGCAGAAGUAAUGGAGAGAACAGCUUCAGUCACAGUAAAGUGAUGUUACCAGAAGAUGAGUCUGUGAAGGGUGUCAGGAGAAGAAUGGAAAUUCAGAGGAAAAAGUCAUCAUCCAUGUUGAACGUUAGUAAUGGUGGUAGUAGUUUAUCUAACCAGGACUGGGACGAAGUAGUGGUUGUUCAUGUCAGGGCUGACCUUUUCGUCAAUGCCCGUUCUUGGGAACGUGUUCGUGAUGCCCUUAGUCACCUCUGCCCUGUGAGGCUCCACUGUCGCUACCUCCGUGUGGAGGAACUCUUGGCCUCCUCCAUAGCUUCCUUAUUGGGCCUCCUACCUCAGCAGGAUCUUCUUGGUGUAGACAUUCGCUACUCCAGCCUUGGGGUGUCGGGUCUGGCUAUGCUGCUACCGCUCUUUGCUCCUUUUCCUCAGCUCUACUCUCUAAGACUACAUUACUGUAACUUGGACUUGCAACGCAGACAGCCUGGCCAGCAGGGGGCGCUUGAAGACAUGUCUAAAGGACUGGGUUCACUGAAGAGACUGAAGAAGUUAUGCCUAACUGCACUCCGACUACCAGGACACCUGCGUUUGCUGCUCAGCUCUCUUUCCCAGCCUCUGGAGGUGCUGGAGCUGCCAUACCUGUGCCUGACCUCAGCCGAUCUGGCGUACCUCUCCUGCAGCCAGCAUGCUUCAUUCCUUAAGGAACUUGACCUGAGUGAGAACUUGCUUGAUGAAUCGUCUCUGCCCUCUCUGCGCCGUCUUUUAGCUCAAGCUGAAAGCACUCUGAUCCAGCUUUCGCUCUGUGGUUGUGGUCUCUCCGAUGCGCUCAUGGAAGCACUUCUGCCCUCCCUUUCUUGCUGUCGGGUUUUACGUAGCUUAAGACUGGCCUUGAACCCGCUCUCUAGGACAGGACUGCUUCCCCUGGCACGUACAGCUGCAGGUAUCCCCUCCCUUCGUCUUCUGCUUUAUCCCAGUCCACUAGAGGAAUAUGAGCCUGGUCUGCCGGCUCUCCCCUCCAGUGCUCAGCUGUUGGACUGGCCUCUGAUGGAGGAAACGGAGGGCAGAGAUUUGACACUGAGACUGCUGGAUGAGGUUCUUAGCAUAAGAGGCCGCUCCAGUGAUCUUCUUUUGACCUCUGACCUGCUGAACUAUAGCUCAGACUUGAAAGUGGAUGAUUAGAAUGGUUCUUUAUUUGUAGUCGGAGCAGGUAUAUCUGUCAUUGCUCUAAAAUGCUGUGAAUGUCCCAGGGCCCUUAUAAAGCGUGACUAUCAAAGCUUAUUGUUUUUCUCCUGGUUGCCAAUUACAUUGUAAAAAUUCCUUGCUGCACUUAAAUAUUUAAGUUUAAACAACCUGAAGUAAUAACUUGAAUUAAUAUAAAUUAUAAAAUAAAGCAGUAGUUCAACUUAAUUUUUUAUUAUACCAACUCCUUACUAGUCAGAACAUUUUAUAUGACUUGUUAAUUCAAAUUGUUUUAACUUAAAAAUGUAAGUGCAACAACAAGGAUUUUUUUACAGUGUAAUAACAAAUCUCUGUUCUUUGUGAUCAUUUUUAAAACAUCUGGUCAGUCUUAAUCCUAGCAUGAUAUUUUUGCAUCACAUAUAACAUUAUAUUCAUUUACACUUUUGUCAAGUAAUAUAUUAUGGUUUUAUUCUUUAUAUUAUUGUAUACCAAGACAUAGCCAAAAAUGCAUAGUGAUUGUUCAAAUUGUAAUUUGAACCAAACUCUUAAUGCAGUUUCUGAAUUUUGGAUGUUUUUAAAACGUGGUGUACAGCACUAAAUUAAUUUACAGAAGUGUUGGCCCAAGUUUUAUUUUUUUGCACAUUUUUCCUUUUGCUUUUGUGUGAAUCUUUAUAUUUUGAUGAAAUGAAAGUGGUCAGCCGUAACUGGUAAUAAUAUUUAAACGCGAAGACUGUGGUGUUAGACAAUUAGGGGCGGUUUGCCGGACAGGGAUUAGCUUAAGCCACGACUAGGCCUUAGUUUAAAUAGGGAAUAUAGUUUUAACAAACAUGCCUUACUAAAAACAUUACUUGUGUGCAUUUUUAGGGAAAACAAAGGGUCCUGAUGUACUUAAUGAUAUGUCAGUGCAAGUAGUUUUCAGUUUGGACAGCUCUUAAAUUUUUUUUAGUCUAGGACUAUAGUCUAAACCCUGUCCAGGAAACUGCCCCGUAAUGUCUUUGGAGCCUAUUAUUUUUUCCUUUUUGUUUUUAUUUUGACUUAAAUGUUUUAUUUAGGAUAUUAUUAUAAUCUCAAAGCACAUGUUAAAGGGAUCUCCAGCCACAUAUAAAAAUACCCACAAUUUACCUACCCUCAAGCAAUUUGAGAUCCAUCAUCUUUCAGACGAGCACAUUUGGAGUUAUUGUAGUAAAUGUCCCUGUUCUUUCAAGCUUUAUAAUGGUAGAAAACAGGGAUCAGGGAACAACUUCUGACUUAAGUUAGAAAGUAAAGCAAUAAUAACUAAAGUGCAUUUAUCCUUCACAGAUGUGAUCCACAUGGCUCCAAUGGGUUAAUAAAGGUCUUCUGCGUGUAAUUGAUGCGAUUUUGUAAGAAAAAUAUCCAGAUUUCAAACUUUAUAAAGUGUAAUAUAACUAGCUUCCAUUGACGGCACCAUCUUGGACUCACACAAGAGUUUUAGUGUAGUCAGCGUUUGUUGCCAUGGGUACUUACGCACAAGAUGAUGUCACUGGAUGACGGAUUGUUUGCGGGUAAGUACAUCAUGGGGUACUUUUAAUAUUUGGCUGGAGUAUCGCUUUGAGUAUACCUAUGUGGAGGUUUGGUUACAGUAAGUGUAUUUUCACUUCCUAAAUGUUUCUUCUGCUUCUCAAAACCAGCAUUUGUAUCCCUCCUUCCAAAUAAAUGCAAACCAAAACAUUUCAUAAAUGGAAAAUUAACUGUUUAAGGGAGAUUUCUAAGGAGAAAUAGGUUUUGGGUACAGGUACAAGUCCUUCUUUACAGAACAAACUGAACAGAAGAUCUGC